AGCAGUGCCCACCAUCCAACAUGGCCCCUGUCGCGACGUCCACGGUCACAGAACCCGCUGCUAAUGGCAACAACGUUAACAGCAAGCCGAAGGUUCAAGACGAAAUACACCACGACCACUCGACGAUGAGUCAGCGUUCGCGCACCGCGUUCCCACGCCCGCCCAAGUUCGAAGACACACUGAAGGAGAGGGCAUAUCUCAAGUUCCGCCUUGCACAGGCAUUUAGAAUAUUUGGAAAGCUCGGGUAUGAUGAGGGCGUAGCAGGGCAUAUUACUGUUAGAGAUCCGAUCAAGACCGAUUGCUUCUGGGUGAAUCCCUUCGGUCUCCACUUCUCACUCAUUCAACCCGAAGAUCUGCUCCUCGUCGAUCAUGUGGGGUCGAUCCUCGACGAGUCCGGACCGUCGCGGCUCCUCAACACCGCCGCCUUUGCCAUACAUUACGGCACGUCCGGACGUCCUAUGUGCAGCACAUUCGCACUCUAUCUAUGGACGCGCAUUCUCGACGCUGGGCAAAGAGCUGGAUAUGAUCACACAGGAUUCUUUAAUGGUGUUGUACUUGCGGAGGAGGAAGGGAGGAGGAUCGCUGAGACCCUUGGAAACAAAAAGGCAAGCAAUAAAAUAAAAUUUACAAAGCUCGAAAAUAAUGCAAUUAUUCUUCAGAACCAUGGUCUACUUGUCGCCACAGCCUCCAUCGAAGCAACUUUGCACUACUUCACUGCACUCGAGAAAUCAUGCCAAGUCCAACUCGUAGCAGACGCUGCAGGCAAGACUGUCAGGAUUGGUGACGAAGAAGCUCUUGAUACCUACAAAACUGUCGGUACAUCAUAUAUUGGUUGGUUUGCCGGACGACCUGCGUUCCAAACUCUUGAGGCAAACGAGGGAAAGCAGUUCGAAUACAAGUAG
Molecule: messenger RNA, 902 nt
Organism: Fomitiporia mediterranea MF3/22
Lineage: Eukaryota; Fungi; Basidiomycota; Agaricomycetes; Hymenochaetales; Hymenochaetaceae
Product: arad-like aldolase/epimerase
Exons: 5
Coding region: 21-902 (293 amino acids)
Cellular component (GO): cytoskeleton
Molecular function (GO): actin filament binding
Source: RefSeq, a predicted model, not a curated record